UGAUCAUCACUUGUCACCAAGCGAAAGCUUAUGAUAGGUAUGAAUGCUAACAUUAUGAGUAAGUUGAAGCCUUACAUUCUAGUGGUGUGCUUACAAUUUGGAAUGGCUGGCAUAUAUGUGAUAUCCAUGGCUACUCUUAACCGCGGUAUGAGUCGCUAUGUUUUGAUCGUCUACCGAAACGCUGUCGCCGCUCUCUUCCUCGCUCCCUUUGCACUGAUCUUCGAAAGGAAAACAAGGCCAAAGAUGACACUCCCGGUUGCUAUGCAAAUCAUGGUCUUGGGAUUUCUCGAACCGGUUCUCGAUCAGGGGUUCGGUUAUUUGGGGAUGUCGUAUACGUCAGCGUCGUUUACGUCGGCUAUCAUGAACGCUGUGCCGUCUAUUACCUUCAUCAUUGCAGUGGUUUUUCGAAUGGAGCGAGUCAAUUUGAAACGAGUGCGAGGGGUUGCUAAGGUCAUUGGAACUUUGGUGACCUUCGCCGGAGCUUUGGUUAUGACGCUUUACAAAGGCCCAAUAGUGGAUUUCUUUUGGACUCGGAAAACCAACCACCUUGUUCAUAGCGCCUCCGCCGCUUCCGCCGCCGCCAAUCAGCACUGGGUGGCAGGAACUCUGUUCAUCCUCCUGGCUUGCGUGGCUUGGUCUUGUUUCUAUGUAUUACAAUCUGUGACAGUGAAGAGAUACCCAGCGGAGCUAUCACUUUCGACAUUGAUAUGCAUGGCUGGUGUGGUUCAAACCACAGUGAUAGCAGUGGCCUUUGAGCAUCGUGCUAGCUCAUGGGCGGUGGGCUGGGACUCCAGGCUUCUGGCUCCUCUCUAUACGGGAAUAGUUGGCUCAGGAAUUACAUAUUACUUCCAAGCUCUUGUAAUGAAGACUAGAGGCCCUGUGUUUGUGACGGCUUUCAACCCUUUGUGUAUGGUUGUUGUCACUAUCAUCUCCUCCAUUAUUCUCGCCGAGAAGAUCCAUCUUGGAAGCGUUAUUGGAGCCAUUAUCAUAGCAAUUGGGCUUUAUUCAGUUGUUUGGGGCAAAAGCAAGGAUUAUUCCACCGCCGCUGGCCACCUUGAAAAGUCUAACGCCGCCGUGCCGGAGCUCCCAAUUACGGCCUCUAAACUCCCCGCCGAACAAGAUGCUAAUGAACUUCAUUAACAUGUACUCAAGUCAUUCCCUUCUAAUUGUCUUUGUUUCAAACCCUUUUUUUCAAGUUUGAAAUUUUGAUCUCUUAAUCGAAGAUAAGGGUUUAAUCAGUUGAGUUGC
Messenger RNA from Cucurbita pepo subsp. pepo (vegetable marrow), 1248 nucleotides. Its product is annotated as WAT1-related protein At4g08290. Lineage: Eukaryota; Viridiplantae; Streptophyta; Magnoliopsida; Cucurbitales; Cucurbitaceae. Gene Ontology annotation, cellular component: membrane. Gene Ontology annotation, molecular function: transmembrane transporter activity. The record is from RefSeq and is a predicted model, not a curated record.